Symsagittifera roscoffensis is the source of this 3540-nucleotide messenger RNA. Its product is annotated as polyamine-transporting ATPase 13A3-like. Gene Ontology annotation, molecular function: P-type transmembrane transporter activity; polyamine transmembrane transporter activity; ATP binding. Gene Ontology annotation, biological process: polyamine transmembrane transport; intracellular calcium ion homeostasis. The transcript has a single exon. The record is from RefSeq and is a predicted model, not a curated record. NCBI's taxonomy places the organism in Eukaryota, Metazoa, Xenacoelomorpha, Acoela, Convolutidae. Bases 1 to 3540 code for a protein of 1179 amino acids. Gene Ontology annotation, cellular component: late endosome membrane.
AUGGUAACCAACAAACUGUACCUAGACUACGGAUCUGAAAAUGAAUUUUCAGUCCGUGGCUACCGACUCAAUUACGUGAAGGCAACAUUGCUCGUGAUCUUCAGCGUGCUCACUGCCGGUUUAGCAAUUUUGCCAUUGUACUGGAAACCAAAUUGGUUGAUUUAUGCUCUCUUUUCCGAGGCUUCAACUUUAAACAACGCCUCGGAUGUUUUGAUAGAGGAUUUUUACCAGCGAUCGUUCAGAAGACGUCUAUUCAAGAUGGAAAUUAAAUCUGACUUGACUUGGAAUAUGUUACAACAGCGACUGUGGCGACAAAUCAAUAAUGAUCAAAUGGCAGAGAAGGUACCAACUAAAGAUAAAAGCCAGCCAAAAAUCGAUCUUGAAUCCAUAAAUUUUGACCUCGACGAAACAGGGUACCAUCUUCAUCUUCUCUGCUUCACGUUUCAAAAGUCAAUCUAUAUCAUAUCAAGCGACGGAGGCAGUGUCGCUAAGUUACCAUCACUGUCAGCUGGUAUGACCGCAUCAGAAGCUGUGCAGAAUAUUAAACAUGGUCUUUCCAGCCAAGAAGUUGAGAGUCGAAAAGGCGUUUUUGGACCAAAUGAACUAGACAUUAACCCGAAAUCGAUUGCUCAGUUGAUGGUUCAAGAGGUGUUGCACCCGUUUUACCUCUUUCAGCUGUUCAGCGUGACCGUUUGGUUUAUCGAUGAGUACAUUUAUUACUCGAUUUGCAUCAUAGUCUUAAGUGUUUUCUCGAUCGCCUGGGCGCUUUACAUGACCUACUCGGAGCAAAAGAAAGUAAUAUCAAUGACUAAAGGGGAUUUUGUUAUUGAAGUACUGCGAGACAGUGUAGUUGAGAACAUAUGGCAAAAAGAUUUGGUUCCAGGGGAUAUCGUUAUAAUUCCUCAAAGAGGUUGCUCGAUGAACUUUGACGCGCUUUUACUGACCGGCUCGUGCAUUGUGAAUGAAAGCAUGUUAACAGGUGAAAGCGUGCCAGUGACCAAAGCGCCUUUCAGUCAAGCAAGUGGGAACCAAGCUGUGUACUCUGAAAAAAGCCACGCAAAACAUACUUUGUUUUCGGGAACAUCAGUUUUGCAGUCACGAACUUAUUCGAAUGAUCACUGCUAUGCCAUCGUGAUCAACACUGGAUUUCACACUAUGAAAGGCGAGCUUAUAAGAUCAAUUCUGUACCCAAAACCGAUGUCGUUUCGCUUGUUUUUUGAUGCCAUAAUGUUUGUCGUGUUUUUGUUGUGUAUAGCCAUGAUUGGAUUUGUAUAUACGCUUGUCUUAAUGAUCAAUCGGCAGAAAGACCUGAAAGAGAUCAUUUUGAAGCCACUUGAUAUAAUCACAAUUGCUGUACCACCAGCAUUGCCUGCGGCUUUAAACAUUGGUAUGGUUUUCGCCCAGCGCCGUUUGCGAAAUAGAAAAAUAUUCUGUGUCAGCCCGCAGAGAAUAGACGUUGCCGGAUCCAUUGACGUUGUCUGUUUCGACAAAACGGGAACCCUCACUGAAGAUAACAUGACAUUUAAGCACCUGGUUACGAUAGACGAAGUCACCAAUGUUUUGGCCCGAGAGACAUCUGAUGUGAAAACAUUAGAACCAGACUCGAAACUGGCCAUUGGGAUCAGUACUUGCCACACGCUCACUAAAAUAGAAGGGAAAAUUGUUGGUGAUCCCAUGGACUUGAAGCUGUUCACUGCAUCUGGCUGGACGUAUUCAGAACAAGGAACAGGAAGUGGAUUUGACUUUGACUCAUUAGCGCCUUCCGUUGUCUCAUCGCCCCGGACAGAGACCGGUUUGGUAGUUGAAGUUGGAUUAGUCCGCCAAUUUCCGUUUUCCUCCGAAAUGCAACGUAUGGCCGUUAUAGUGAGAGAUAGUCGCAAAAAUCAUUACGACUUCUUCGUUAAAGGGUCACCCGAAAAGGUUGCAGCCAUGUGUAAGCAGUUUCCUGGUAACUUUUCCCAGUCCUUGGAGUACUAUGCAAACAGUGGUUAUCGAGUUCUAGCCUUAGCGUACAGACCUCUGGAUUCGAAAAUGGCCUGGCACAAAGUCCACAAAGCCACCCUGAAUGAUCUAGAACAAAACCUCGAGUUUCUUGGGCUACUGGUGUUUUGCAACCAGCUUAAGAGAGCGUCGGCUCCUGUCAUUCAUAAGCUACAUGCUGCAAACAUUCGAUCAAUUAUGGUCACAGGAGAUAACAUCGCAACGGCUGUGGCUGUGGCACGAAACUGUUCGCUCGUUCGCAAAAACAAGCAAAUGCGACAAUUCUGCACUAGAGAUGACGUGUUCAACUUUGCACACAAAGCCUCGUCGCCUUCAAACAGUGCCUUUGCUCUUAGUGGCCAUGCAUUUUCCGCCCUGAUGGAGAUUACUGAUACUGCAGUUCUAAAUAGAUUUCUUGAAAGAACCUCGGUCUAUGCGAGAAUGAAGCCUGAACAGAAAUCGGAACUAGUUGAGAAGCUUCAGAAUGCAGGUUUUUAUGUGGGAAUGGUAGGUGAUGGUGCGAACGAUUGUGGUGCUUUAAAAAUGGCCCAUGUCGGAAUUUCUUUAUCGGAGUUAGAAGCUUCAGCUGCAUCGCCUUUCACAAGCGCAAUUCCUGAUGUAUCAUGUGUGGAUAAACUGAUCCGUGAAGGACGCGCCUCUUUAGUAAACUCAUUUGCGACAUUCAAGUUUAUGGGUCUGUACAGUAUGAUUCAGUUUUCGUCUGUAGUUAUACUAUACUGGUACAAUACAACUCUGGGAGACUUCCAGUUUCUGUACAUUGACAUGGGAAUUAUUACGGCACUGAUGUUGAGCAUGGGACGAACGGAGGCUAGUGGAAAGAUAUCCGAGUUCAAGCCUCCUGUCAGGUUGUUCAACGGAGUUGUAUUCAUAUCUUUAAUUGCAGCGAUCAUUGCUCAAUUUGCAGCCCAGUGCUUUUCCUUGUUUGCGCUCAUGAAAUUCAGUUGGUAUACACCGGUUGACCCUGAGGUUGAUGUUGACGUCAGAGACUCAGUUCAAGGCCAAGAGAACACAGCAAUUUGCUACAGCUCCAUGUUACUGUAUAUUGUAUGUGCUGUCGGAUUCUCACCAGGUCCCCCACAUCGGAAACAUUUGAUCACAAACUACCCCUAUGUUGCCGUGAUUAUAAUUCUGGUCUUAGGCCAAAUGGUCAUAAUGUUUCACCCUGAGUCGUGGACGAGUUUCCUUGACUACAGUGAGUUAGUUUACAUAGAUUCAGUAUCUUUUAAGCUGAUAAUCAUCAUCAUAUCGUUGCUGUGUCUGGCUUUACUAGUUGUUCUGGACUUUUAUCUGCUAGCAAAUAAACAUCAAUUACCGUCACCCGGAGAUAUCCGAGAUUCGGUUGCUGAACUCUGUUCUCGGAAGAGUCCAGUUGGCAAAACUGGAUCCAAGUUUGACGUAUCAUCAGCAAGCAAUUGUAGUCCGAAGUCUCAGGCCAAGUAUUCUUCGAACAGCUUACCUGAUUACGCAGUUUUGGCCGAAGAAAAAUUUGACGGCGAUCUGUCAAACAUGUCUGGAGUCUUGGUAAUUUCAUCGCUCUGA